AGGAUUGGUGUACGAGUUAUUGGUCCGUGUGCAGUUUCUUGAGCUGGCACCCAAUGGAGAAUAUAGUCCAUGUUUCGUGAAACAUUGCCACGGUAAUCUUAAAGCUGGCAUCGUCUUACUCCAUCAGGGAAUUCAGCGAAGGAUUUUAGUUACAAUUCUCCAUGAUAAUUACCCAGAAAUUAGAUGGAAGGGCGUUGCAGAAAUAUGGCUAGGAAAUAUCCUUCCAUUGUCUUUAUGUGAAUCAGACGGAACCUACCAGAUGACGUCAUCUGGAGACAACCAAUGGCUACCACUCGCUCCAGGCCCUGUCAGUCUUUCUUAUCCCGUCGAGUCAAUUUCUUUUUUCAAAUUUGAAAUUCCCUGGGACUCGUCCUUGCAUAACUCUAAGCACCUAGACAGAGUGACAUAUCCCGGUGAUUUGAUCUCAAUUCAACUCUACGUUACCCUUCAGCUUGAAGGCUUUGAACAAGCUGUCUCUCUUCAAAAGGAACUCCUUGUGGCGAUCUACAACAGGGCAUCGAAAACGACGCCUUCAAGAUCAAUUUGGAGUCAGCUAUUUUCUAACAAAACUCCGGAUAAUCCUGAUAUGAAUCAGUGCAGUGGUGUUUAUGAAUUACUAAUUACUCCAAUCAGGAAUAAUGAAGAAGAGGAGAACGCUGCCGCGGCGUACGUUCGGGGUGAGGAAAAUAUUAAAGAUUGGCGGCCAAGAAGCUCUUCGUUAAUUGAGGAACAUUUCAAGAAACAAAAUAAACUACUUUAUAUUCAAGAGGUUCAAAAGAAUUCUAACUAA
Messenger RNA from Dendronephthya gigantea, 790 nucleotides. RefSeq names its product kinesin-like protein unc-104. Bases 260 to 790 code for a protein of 176 amino acids. The transcript has 10 exons. The record is from RefSeq and is a predicted model, not a curated record. NCBI's taxonomy places the organism in Eukaryota, Metazoa, Cnidaria, Anthozoa, Malacalcyonacea, Nephtheidae.